Molecule: messenger RNA, 2478 nt
Organism: Sciurus carolinensis (gray squirrel)
Lineage: Eukaryota; Metazoa; Chordata; Mammalia; Rodentia; Sciuridae
Gene: Ubl3
Product: ubiquitin like 3
Exons: 5
Coding region: 1045-1398 (117 amino acids)
Molecular function (GO): protein binding
Source: RefSeq, a predicted model, not a curated record
CCGUGUCCCCUACUCGCGCUGAGGCAGCCGCCGCCGCCGCCAUGUUGGUUUGAGAGGUGAUGACAGGCGGCUGCGGCGUGUGGAACUGAAAAGUGGAGGAGGAGGAGGAGGAGACACAGAGCUCUGAGAGGGAACCAUUCUUGGGUUGAGAAGAGGGAGGACCCGGCCGCUUCCGGGGACCAGCUGAAGUCGGCGUCGCCAGAGCUCGCGAGGGGAGGGGAAGGCGGAGACGGGGGAGGCGGAGGCAGCGGAGGAGCCCCGAGGAGCCGGAGACGAUGCGCCCCGACCUCCGCUGCUGUCCCGAGGUGCCCGCGGCCUGAGCCCGGAGGGGCCGUGGGGUGUCCUGCCCGCCUCGAGCGUCCCGCGAUCGUCGCCCCGGGUCCCCGCCCCCGGCUUUCGCUUUGGCUCCCAACUAGUUAAAUGCCCUUGAGCGCGGGUUUCCGCGGUCCGGCUCUCCGCCCCGGCGGCGCGAGUUGAGCCGCCUCCUGCGCGCGGCUCCUGGGCGAGGGUGCGCGGCCGGCGCCGACCACAGCUCGCGGCCACGCACUGCUCACGCGUCGAUGUGUAGCUACAUAGUUAUCUAUGAACAUUCACGCCGGGGCAUUUUUCUCCUGCUUAAUGAGGACUUGACUCGGGAGCGAGUGUGAAUCAUUGCUGGGGCUGGAAAGGAGGAAGGAGGAUUUAACCCCCUCCCACCCCGCUCCAUGUCCGUGUGUCACUCGGCUCGGUCCACCUGGCGCGGCCGGUCCUGGGGCUGCUGCUGCUGCUGCUGCUGCUGACGACGGCGACGACGACUGGGGCUCCCGCUGCUGUCCCGAGAGUUUCCUUUGGCUCUGGUCGCACAGCUCCUGGGGAUUGUUCCUCUUCGCACCAGAACCUUGGCCAGGCCGGCACUUUGACUCCGAAAUAACUUAUUAUUACUUUUUUUUUUUUGGAAAGCACAUCACGAACCAGUCAAAAUUGUGAAGGUUUAUUUCUGUAGCUUGAAGACUUCUUUUUUGUUUGUUUUCUGCGUAAACAUCUGGGUAUAUCUCAAACGGCAAGAUGUCCAGCAAUGUCCCGGCGGAUAUGAUAAAUUUGCGCCUCAUCUUGGUGAGUGGGAAAACAAAAGAGUUCCUGUUUUCUCCUAACGAUUCUGCUUCUGACAUUGCAAAGCAUGUGUAUGACAAUUGGCCGAUGGACUGGGAAGAAGAGCAGGUCAGCAGUCCAAAUAUCCUACGACUUAUUUAUCAAGGACGAUUUCUACAUGGAAAUGUCACCUUAGGAGCAUUAAAACUUCCUUUUGGCAAAACAACAGUGAUGCAUUUGGUGGCCAGAGAAACAUUACCAGAGCCCAACUCUCAAGGUCAGAGGAAUCGAGAAAAGACUGGCGAGAGUAAUUGUUGUGUAAUCCUGUAAACACUGUCUGCCCAGUGUGGUGUGACACAGUCUUUGUCCUUCAUGCUGCUGGGAUAGAGGAGACCCAACAUAGCUUCAGAAACCUUUAGGAACAGUCUGCCUGCAAAUCCAUGGAACUGAAUUAUCACAUGAACACCGUCAUCUGUUCUCAUGAAAGCAAAACAAAACAAGAACAUUUUUCACUAUGAUUUUUUUUUUUAUUUCUUACAUUUUUGUUUAUGUUGAGCAGUUUUAAAAUGUAUUGGUUUUUGAAUGCAGUCAAUCUCCAGGGGAAAAGUUAACAAGUUAUCUUUCAUAGCAGAACCAUUUUGCGGCCACAAAAAUGUUCAUCAUCAGAACUAACAAAUCAAGUGUUCCAAAUGCAAUUUGCACUAAAAAAGAUUGACAUUAUUUUCCUCAUCAGCAGAAUUUAUAACAGUUUAUUAUAUCUAGAAAUACUCAUAUAUACAAUUCCACACUGGAAGAUUCUCAGCAAUCAAUCAAGUUAAUUACCGGGCCAACUUGAGAGGAAAAAAUGGAAACUAAAAUGUUGGGUGAAUUCUACCAAAGUCAGCUGUGGUGGCUGUACUGGCACAGAAUAUUAAACUGAGUGUGAUUAUUUUCACUGCAACAAAUGAAAAAAACAAAAACAAAAUGUGCCUGUUGUUCAAAGCACUCAGUAGAGGGCUGAUGAAACUAUUUUUUUCCUUUAACACGUGCACUCUUGAGUCCUGGUCACUGAGUGCUUGUUCAGACAGCACACGCGGGUGAGAGUGCGUCUCCUAGCCUUAAUGUGGGAGGAAUGCCAGGCGCUCAGAGGCUUUUGUUAGCGUGCAGAGAUAUAGAAAACCUCAUUGACUAAUCAAUUUUAUGUAUUUGAAUAUCAGAAAAUUAAAAUUUUCCAUAAUUAUUGUUCAUCCAUAAUCGUGUCCAGCAUCAUACUUAUUCAGCGUUCAAAUGAAUUCUUAAAAUUAAAAAAAAAACUCCAUAGUACUAAUUUUGUUUCUUUAUAUAGUUUGCAUUUGGUAUUAGUGCUUGCAAUUGUAUUAAAAUCAAAAGCUGAUUUUUAAGGCAUACAUGAUUAAGGAUGCCACUCUUAUU